AAUCCGCGCCGGCCCGCUGCCAAGAUGGCUGCGCUGGUUCUGGCAGUUGCUAGGACCGCAUCAUGUUGGGCUUCAUUUCGGCUCGUCAGGCCGGGCUCGACGACCCGCUGCGGUUGCGCCGGGCUGAGUCCACCCGGAGGGUGCUAAGUUUGGAGUUAAAUAAAGACAGAGAUGUGGAAAGAAUCCAUGGGAGUGGUAUUAAUACCCUUGAUAUUGAGCCUGUUGAGGGAAGAUACAUGUUAUCAGGUGGAUCAGAUGGUGUUGUUAUACUUUACGACCUUGAAAACUUCAGCAAAAAACCUUGUUAUACAUGUAAAGCAGUUUGUUCUGUGGGCAGAAGCCAUCCUGAUGUACACAGAUUCAGCGUAGAGACAGUUCAGUGGUACCCUCAUGAUACUGGCAUGUUCACAUCAAGCUCGUUUGAUAAAACACUGAAAAUAUGGGAUACAAACACACUACAACCUGCAGAUAUAUUUAAUUUUGAAGGAACGGUUUAUAGCCAUCACAUGUCUCCUAUUGCUACCAAGCACUGUUUGAUAGCAGUUGGUACCAAAAGCCCUAAAGUACAUCUCUGUGACUUGAAGUCUGGAUCCUGUUCUCAUAUUCUGCAGGGUCACAGACAGGAAGUGCUAGCGGUAUCUUGGUCCCCACGUUAUGAACAUGUGUUGGCAACUGCAAGUGCUGACAGUCGAGUAAAACUAUGGGAUGUGAGGAGAGCAUCUGGAUGUCUGUUUACUCUUGAUCAACACAAUGGUGAAAAAUCCAAAGCAUCUUCUGAAGCUGCAAAUACUGCGCAUAAUGGAAGAGUUAAUGGCUUGUGUUUUACAAGUGAUGGGCUUCAUCUUCUGACUGUUGGUACAGACGAUAGGAUGAGACUCUGGAACAGUUCCACUGGGCAAAACACACUGGUGAACUAUGGGAAAGUUUGUAAUACAAGUAGGAAAGGAAUCAAAUUUGCCAUCUCUCGUGGCUGUAAUCCAGAAUUUGCUUUUGUGCCAUAUGAGAGUAACAUUGCUGUUUACACAGUUUACUCUGGUGAAUUGAUAACUAUGCUCAGAGGACAUUACAGCACUGUUGAUUGCUGUGUAUUCCAGUCUGAUUUUCAGGAACUAUAUAGUGGUAGCAAAGACUGCACUAUCCUAGCUUGGGUGCCAGCUCUACGAGAGCCUGUUCCUGAAGAAGAUAAUGAAAAGUCUCUACCUCUACAAAGCUUAAAUCCAGCCUAUGAAGAUGCAUGGAGCAGCAGUGAUGACGAAGGAUGAAUUUCAAUGAGUUGUUGAUAUAAAAUUGAUAAGUCAUGUUCUGUAUUCAUGAAGAAGGACUUUAUCUACAGAAUCAGACAAGUAUUUAUUGUCAUUAGCUGCUCUGUUCCGUUCUUCUAGAAACUCAGCCUUUCAGAAACAAUUUUUUCCAUAAAGUUACAACUAUACUGUUUUCACAUUUGCUCUCUCUUCUUGCCAUAUUUUAAAAUAAUAUUAAAUUUUCAUGUUUUCAUCAUCACCUACCCCGAUACUUUGGGCACAGUUUUUUGGGAGCCUCUCAGUCUCACAGAAGCUUCUCGACAGGUACAGUUAUAGGAUCCAGCUCUGGACGAGGCAAGAUUGGGAGUAUCUGUCUAGAUGCUUCUAUGAACCCCAUGAGUUUAGUACCUGAGUUAAUUCCAGGUGUGUACAAAUUAAAUUAGACACAGCAGAAGUCUCUACAGUCACUCCUUAGCUCUACAGUUCUCUUCUUGAGGCCCGCUUGAGCCUGGACUCUGCACUUUUGGAAGCACUGAAAGAACUUUGUUUGGGCAGCUAUUUAGUAGUCAAAAUGGGUCCAUGGUGUUGCUUAGUGGGUCUCUACUUUAUUUUGUUUCAUUUUUUUAAUUUUGUUUUAUUACUUCUACUUGCCCUUUUACGUUUGUUUCUCUUGCUGUAAACUGCCCUGAUCCUUUGUUGGGAAGGGCAGCAUAUGAAUUGCAUAAAUAAAUAAAUGACCCUGUAAAUAUGGUCAUAAGAUC
Alligator mississippiensis (American alligator) is the source of this 2002-nucleotide messenger RNA. RefSeq names its product ERCC excision repair 8, CSA ubiquitin ligase complex subunit (gene ERCC8). The transcript has 12 exons. The record is from RefSeq and is a predicted model, not a curated record. Bases 63 to 1262 code for a protein of 399 amino acids. Gene Ontology annotation, biological process: protein polyubiquitination; proteasome-mediated ubiquitin-dependent protein catabolic process; transcription-coupled nucleotide-excision repair. Gene Ontology annotation, molecular function: protein binding. Gene Ontology annotation, cellular component: Cul4A-RING E3 ubiquitin ligase complex; nucleotide-excision repair complex. Lineage: Eukaryota; Metazoa; Chordata; Crocodylia; Alligatoridae.